CACUCCACUCCACUCCACUCCCCCACCCGCUCGCACGCCAUGCCGCCCCCGUCCCUCCUCUCCCUCCUCCCCGCCGCCUCCGUCUCCCCGCGAAGCCGCCGAGCGGCGCGGCGGAGACCCCCCACCGCGAGCCGCCUCCCCGUCCGCGGAGCACGAGCUGCGUCGCCGCUCCACGCCUCCUCCUCCUCCUCCUCCGGUGGCGGCGAAGGCGGAGGAGGUGAUGAACUGCACCUCCUCGAGAAGCCGUUCCCUUCCCCAUCCCCCGCCGAUGAGGAUGAGUCUGAGUCGACCGAGGCCGCUCCGGCACUGUCCACGGAGGAGGCGCUCGCGCCGUUCCUCAAGUUCUUCCAGGGGAAGAGCACCGAGCCCGACGAGGACGACGCGGCGGCGGGAGGCGGCGGCGGCGGCGGCGGAGGCUAUGUGGAGGAAGACGAGGAGGACAAGGGGGAGGGGAGUGCCGGAGCUGGUGCGGGUGGGCGUGGGGUCGUGUAUUACGACCCCAAGCCCGGGGACCUCGCGGUCGGCGUCGUGGUCGGCGGCGACGGGAGGACGCUCGACAUCGACGUCGGCGCCGGUGGCGAGCCGGCGCUGAUGCUGGCCAAGGAGGCGGUGCCUAUGACCGGGGAGGAGUUUGAGUACCUGGCAUGCGACGUGGCGUCGAAGGAUGCAGCCCAGUUCGCCGCGGAAGGGAAGGUGGGAGUCGUGGUCAGCGGCGGGGAGGGGCAAGGAGAGGCGACGGGCGGGAGGAACGGAAAGGGGAGAGGGAGAGGUUCGCCGGCUUUGGGCGUCGGCACGGUGGUGUUCACCGAGGUCCUCGGUCGAACACUUGGCGGGCGGCCGCUGCUGUCCGCGCGCCGGCUGUUCCGGCGCGUCGCGUGGCACAGAGUGAGGCAGAUAAAGCAGUUAAAUGUGCCUAUCAAGGUUAAAAUUUUUGAGUGGAAUGCCGGAGGCCUGCUGACAAGAAUUGAGGGGCUUCGGGCAUUCCUCCCUAAACCUGAAAUGAUGACUAGACCAAGAAACUUCACGGAUCUAAAGAAUACUGUUGGUCAACAGAUCCAUGUCUGCAUCACAAGGAUUGAUGAAAAAGCUAACGAAUUGAUAAUUAGUGAAAAAGAAGCAUGGGCAAUGACAUACCUUAGGGAAGGAACUCUUUUGCAAGGGACAGUCCGCAAAUUGUUUCCAUACGGUGCACAAAUUACGAUUGGCGACACUAACAGAGGUGGAUUGCUACAUGUCUCAAAUAUAACACGGGGGCAGCUAACAUCCGUUGGUGAUGUGCUAAAAGUGGGUGAGGAAGUGAAAGCUAUCGUGAUUAAAUCAACAGCCCCGGGCAGAAUUGCUCUCAGUACCAAGGACCUUGAGAGCGAACCUGGACUGUUUCUCUCUAACAAGGAGAAGGUGUUCUCCGAGGCUGAAGAGAUGGCGCAAAGAUACCGGGACCAAAUUUCAGAGAAGCAUCAACCAGCUGAGUUAGACUCCUCGUUCGACGAGGUUGCUCCCUUUGACGACGAGGCAGUGUCUUAUGCGAACUGGAAGUGGUUAAGAUUCAGCAAAUCUGACAAAACAAACUUUAACCCUCGUGCUGAAUCGGGUUUGUAAUUUGUAAUACAGAGGGAACCUCAAUUUCUUUUGUUUCUCAAGUCCAUAGUUAACUGCAAAUGUGCGUGAUUUAUUGGAAGAAAUGUGAUUGUUACCGGCCUUUAAUUAUGCCAUUCCAUUGUUUC
Molecule: messenger RNA, 1724 nt
Organism: Oryza sativa Japonica Group (Japanese rice)
Lineage: Eukaryota; Viridiplantae; Streptophyta; Magnoliopsida; Poales; Poaceae
Product: protein PIGMENT DEFECTIVE 338, chloroplastic
Biological process (GO): RNA stabilization
Molecular function (GO): RNA binding
Source: RefSeq, a predicted model, not a curated record